UGUAUCGACUUCUUCUUCGCACUCAUACCCUUGGCUUUAGCGCAGAAGGAGUGCUUGUUAGCCAAAGAUUCUGGUUUUAUUUGUGAUGAACAAGCGGGUCAGCGAUUUUACUACGAUGCCAAAACAAAACGAUGCCAGCCGUUCUACUACAAGGGAUGUGGAGGUAAUGGAAAUGCUUUCAUGACCCGUGACGAGUGCACGACUAAAUGCUCAGGUGUGAAAGGAACGACCGCCGUUGAAGGUAUCGCAUCACUUUCAACACUUUUAUGGUCAGGGGUAUGCAAGCUCGAGGAUGCGAACUGGCUGGCUGAGGACGACCUCACAUCCGAGCCGUCGAGCUGCUGGAUGAACAACCACAAGAAAGGAGGGACAAAGAAGGGAUGA
Ostertagia ostertagi is the source of this 384-nucleotide messenger RNA. Lineage: Eukaryota; Metazoa; Nematoda; Chromadorea; Rhabditida; Trichostrongylidae. The record is from the annotation of a GenBank genome assembly.